Messenger RNA from Scaptodrosophila lebanonensis, 549 nucleotides. RefSeq names its product larval cuticle protein A2B (gene Ccp84Ae). Gene Ontology annotation, cellular component: extracellular matrix. The record is from RefSeq and is a predicted model, not a curated record. Lineage: Eukaryota; Metazoa; Arthropoda; Insecta; Diptera; Drosophilidae. Bases 1 to 549 code for a protein of 182 amino acids. The transcript is spliced from 2 exons.
AUGGCCUACAAGCUCGCAUUCGCAUUGGCUCUGUUUGCUGUGGCAGCCCAGGCAGCCGUUCUGAGAACUUCCCUGCCCGUUGCUGUGGCCCCAGCUCCGGUAUUGGCCAAAACCAUCGAACUGGAGGAAGUUGAUCCCCAUCCCCAGUACACGUACAGCUAUGAUGUGCAGGAUACAUUGUCUGGCGACUCAAAGAGCCAGGUGGAGGAACGCGAUGGUGAUGUCGUUCGUGGCGAGUACUCUUUGAUCGAUGCCGAUGGCCUAAGGCGCACUGUUACCUACACCGCUGAUCCUAUUAACGGCUUCAACGCUGUGGUGCGUCGCGAACCAAUCGCCGUCGCUGUCGCUGCCCCGGCCCCUGUAGUCAAUGCUGCUCCAGCACCAGUGGCGGCCCCCAUUGUCCGCGCAGCAGCUCCUCUGGCUGUCCCAGCGCCCAUCAUCAAGGCAGCACCACUGGCUGUAGCCGCUCCAGCACCCGUUCUACGUACAGCUGCCCUAGCCGCCCCUCUCAGAUACACCGCACCCGCCUAUGCUGUUCGAAAUUUGUAA